Molecule: messenger RNA, 2580 nt
Organism: Pocillopora verrucosa
Lineage: Eukaryota; Metazoa; Cnidaria; Anthozoa; Scleractinia; Pocilloporidae
Source: RefSeq, a predicted model, not a curated record
AUGCGUAUUAUGUUGCCUCUAGCUCUCGAGUAUUACCUUAAGUCCCGUUCCAACGAGAUAACUAAGACAGUAAAUAAAGAGACGUCCAAACUGUGUUCUGGAGAUGCUGCCAAGAUGCAACGAUCCGUCCAAAAGAUUUGCGGAAAAUGGAGAAAGAGACAGGAUGAGUUCCGAAACUACCUCAGCACUUUAGCAUGUACCAAAAACAACGUCCGUAAAUCACUGCAGUUUAUUAACAAAGCACGCCUUCAGAGAAUCCUCAAUCUACUUGACUAUAUUGAAGAUCAAGGAUGGGCAGAUGGAAGUGGAAUAGGCUCCCUUGAUCAUGAAAUGAAUCGAGAUGGUGCUGGAUACAUGCACACUCUUUUUCUUCUAAAGAAAUCUUUACACCAGGACCCAAGAAAUAAAACCAGAUUGGUGAAUAUGAUUAACACUGCCAAAUGGUACAAUGAUUUUGGAGAAGUUUAUCAAUCAAAAUUCGAGUUCAAAGGAACGACGGCCGACAGAAUGAUCACAAUAUUGCUAUUUCGACUGAUGAUUGUCUUGGCGAUGCCUGCUACCACAGAUAAGGAAAAAAAGGAAAGGCAGAGGGAUAUGGAUGCUUUGAAAAAGUGGAUGGAUAAUGCCCUGAGUAUCAACAAAGCAUUCGGAGGAGUCAUCAAACCUGAUUAUACCGGUUUUCAUCACAAAGCGUUCUAUGCAUCUGCCUACGCUCCACAUGCUUUGCACACAGCAGCACAAGUGCAAUAUCUGUUAGAAGGAACAAACUUUGCUUUAUCAGAUGCAUCUAAACGAAAUUUACUGGAGGCUCUCAAAACAAUGAGGCUUAUAUCCGUGAAGUACUCUACCCCAAGCAGUGUUGGAGGACGUUUUCCAGACUUUUCAAAGGAGGCUCUGAUAAAUAUCCUCCCGGCGUACGCGUACAUCAGUGUCUCCUAUUCAUCCCAGUUAGUGGCAUCGACUCCACCGAAAGGGAUAACUAUUCCAAACACCAAAAACGCAGGCAUGUUUCUACGUUUGUAUGAAUUAUCGGACAAAAAUGUGAAAAAGUAUUUGGAAGAUGGAAAGGUUUACAGGGGUAAAUCGUACAUGAACAGUCUUGGAUGCCUGAAAAUAAUGAAUGAGCUCAAGUCGAAAGCCUCAACCUAUGAACCCUCUCCUGAAGGUCACUGGUCCAAGAACUUUGCUGCUCUCUCAAUACAUCGUCGUAAGGACUGGGCCGUUACAGUCAAAGGUUUCAACAGGUUUGUCUGGGACUUUGAGGGCUCCACAAAGAAGAAAACACCAGAAAAUGCCUUUGGUACCUAUCAAAGCCAUGGUUCAAUGUUGAUAGCAAAUAGUGAAGAGGCGCUAAAAGCUCACGAUAUAGAUAACGGAUGGGACUGGACAAAGGUUCCUGGAGCAACGACGAUGACUUUGACACUAUCGCAAAUAAGGCUCAAAAAGGCACGAAAUUUUAGUCCACUUUCCUAUGCUGGCGGAGUUACCUAUAAAGGACCACAGCCUUUAUCCAGCGGAGUAUUUGGAAUGGACUUUCAUCAACCAGAAUAUCAAUUUUUUGAAGAGGAUCAUCCGCAUCCUAAAGUUAAGCUUCACUUUAAGAAAUCUGUCUUCUUUUUCCAAAAUGUUUUAGUUUGUCUUGGAAGCGACAUUAAAAUAGAUAAUGGCGGAACAGCAACUAAGGCGCGAACGACACUGUUUCAAGACAAACUAGUUAGAGGUGCAUCUAAAUUUUCCAUCAAAAUGGACGGCGUGACCAAAGACAGCUCAGAUCUAUUCGAAGCUGUAAACCCCCUUUCUAAAAACAAGAAAGAUGGCUAUACUACUUUAGUCGACACCAAAGGCAACAGUUAUUACAUUCCAAGAUCGAGUGCAUCUGAUCUCAAGGUACAUGUCCAGAUUCAAAGUUCGCAAACUGUAGCUGCUGUCUGCUCCAGCGGUAUUUAUGCAACAGCCUGGCUAGAGCACAAUUCCACGAAUGCCAAGUACGAGUACGCUAUAUUUGUAAAAACAGACUCUUACAGAAGCACUGCCACCGCUAACUGGGAUCGCCUACACAUGAAUUCAAAUCGGGUGCUGUACUCGGUUCUGCAACAAGACGAUAAGGCACACGUGGUACAAUUUGGUAUAUCACCACAACGUAAUGCCAUCAUAACACCAUUGUACGGUUACGUAAUCUUUGAUGCCACGUCAAAACUCCCCAAGGGUGGUUUAAUCACAAAAGUGACCAAGCAAUGUCGCAUCAUGGUCGAGCAGAAUUCCCGAUCCGUCUUUUUAAGCAUCAGCUACCCUGACUUGAAUUUCAAUGUCGACGGGGAGCUGAAAACGUCAGGCGACGUCAAUAAGGAGGAACUCUAUGAGCUAGAAAGUCGGGAGGUGGAAAUUGAGGUCACCUUGUCAGUGGAUGUGAAAACAACCCUCCCUGGUUCAGCGGUUAUCGUACAUGGAUCUCCUGCCGGGUAUCAACCGAGGGUUGAAGUAAAGCGUCCGGAUUCCUCCCCUCUCCCAGGAAAAGGAAAGAUAAUUGUCUUUAAAAAUCUCAAGAAUGGAUUCAGCGUUGAAGUGAAAUUGGAGAAAUAA